AUGCGUUAUCGCCAGUAUGAUCCCGAUUGGAAUCAUCCUGACGGAAAAAGACGAGUGCUACAGACAGAAGGAAACCAGUGGUAUCCGGAAAAUAGCGAGAGCAGAAUCAUUAUCGAAGUGGUAGCAAGAAUGGGACACGGCGAAGAACGAUUCAGAACACGGGUUCGGAACCUAGCCACAAUCCAAUGUUAUGCACCAACCGGAGCUGUCGAGCUACAGGACAAGCUGAACUUCUACAAUCAACUGAAUGCCAUCGUGGAUAAGGUUCCAAAGGGUGACAUCAAGAUCUACACCGACGACUUCAAUGCGAAGAUCGGCCCCAACAACACGGACUAUGAAAGCGUCAUGGGAUGUCAUGGUCUCGGAGAAAUUAGCGAGAACGGCGUGCUGUAUGCAGAAUUUUGUGGCAACAACGACAUGGUCAUUGGAGGUUCGCUCUUUCCCCAUCGACCAGUGCAUAAAGUCACGUGGGUCUCCCGUGAUGGACAUACCGAAUAUCAAAUCGACCACAUUUGGAUCAAUCAAAAAUGGAGACGGAGCGUUCUUGAUGUUCGGAAUAAAGGCAGCGUCAACAUCGUAUCUGACCAUCACCUUCUGGGUGGCGUGAUCCGCCUGCGCAUUGCACGAAUCCAGCGACAGGUGGAGAAGCUUGGACGGCGAUUCAACAUACGCCGACUAGAACAUCCAGCUUUGAAGAGGUCAUUCGUUAAAGAGCUUGAGACUCGAACAGAGGAUAUUCCGGAAGGUGGCAACGUAGAAGAACAGUUGACGGCUAUCAAGAACGACUUCAUCGAGAGUAGUGAAAAUAACCUGGACCAACUGCCCACCCAGAAGAAGGAGUGGAUCACGGAUGGAACCUGGCGGAAGAUUGAGGAGCGUAGGAAAGCUAAAGCCGCGAUUGAGCGGGCGAGAACCAGAGGAACCAAGAACGAAGCUCGUCAACGAUAUGCGGUUCUGAAGAAGGUAGUUAAACGCUCCUGUAGACGUGACAAGUGGGCGUGGGCGGACUCCCUGGAUGAUGAAGGGGAGAAAACUGCUACAACUGGCGAUAUGCGCUUCCUCUACGAUAUCUCACGACGACUGAGCGGAGCUAAGAUGAAUCCAAGGAUGCCUGUAAAAGACACGACCGGCCAGUUACUCACCUAUCCCACUGGCCAGUUGAAACGCUGGAUUCGACGCAUCACUCGUGUCAACUCCGAGGCCCCAUCGCUGCACGAAAUCGAAAAAGCCAUCCGGUGUAUGAAAUCCAACAAAGCUCCCGGGAUCGAUCGCAUAUCACCAGAGAUGCACAAAGCUGACCCCAUGCUGUCCGCACGAAUGCUGCAUCAACUAUCCUCGAAUAUCUGGGACACCGCGACAUUUCCGGCCGACUGGAUGCGGUGA
Molecule: messenger RNA, 1383 nt
Organism: Toxorhynchites rutilus septentrionalis
Lineage: Eukaryota; Metazoa; Arthropoda; Insecta; Diptera; Culicidae
Exons: 3
Coding region: 1-1383 (460 amino acids)
Source: RefSeq, a predicted model, not a curated record